Messenger RNA from Microthlaspi erraticum, 564 nucleotides. Lineage: Eukaryota; Viridiplantae; Streptophyta; Magnoliopsida; Brassicales; Brassicaceae. The record is from the annotation of a GenBank genome assembly.
AUGCUUCUGGAUCAAGAUCUCCGUUUUGAUGAUGUUGAUGCUGGAUCUAAUCGCAUCCCUCCUACUGAAGCAACUGAUGCUGAGGCUGAUGCAGAAUCAACGCAAAACUUUCCUACAACUCAAAGACCCUCAUCUUCCAAUAUUGUCAAUGGCAGCAACAACGACAAUGGUCUCUCGUCUUCCACUAGGCCUAGGGCUAAUAAAAAAAGAUCAAGAGCUGUGCAAGGAGGACAAGAUGUAGCACAAGUGAUUAGGGAUAGUGUGAAAUCACGUGACAAGAUUCUUGCCCACAAGAACCAACAAAUAGAGAACCAUCCAGAGUUUAGUUGCUCUCAGCUUAGAGCAAUGGAAGUUCUACACUCGCUGCGUGCUAUAAAGAUGUGUCUCCUUUGUACAAGGCAGGAACUGGUGAAAGCAGGGAUGCCAGAAGACCAUUUAGGAAAUCUAGUAUCUUUCAAUGUUUCUUUUCUUAUGAACAAGUUUCUUUUCACAAGACCAUCUUAUUUUGUGUAUGACAAACAAGUUUACUUUUUGAGAAUGAAAUUUGUCUUAUCUGUGUUCUAA